Messenger RNA from Lizanozyma spartinae, 1185 nucleotides. RefSeq lists its product as uncharacterized. The transcript has a single exon. Gene Ontology annotation, molecular function: pyrimidine nucleotide-sugar transmembrane transporter activity. Gene Ontology annotation, biological process: pyrimidine nucleotide-sugar transmembrane transport. Bases 1 to 1185 code for a protein of 394 amino acids. NCBI's taxonomy places the organism in Eukaryota, Fungi, Ascomycota, Pichiomycetes, Serinales, Debaryomycetaceae. Gene Ontology annotation, cellular component: intracellular membrane-bounded organelle; Golgi membrane. The record is from RefSeq and is a predicted model, not a curated record.
AUGUCUUUGUUGAUUCCAUUAGUUGUUGUGGGGACACUUAUAAGUGGUGCUGGUAACUCUCUUUUAACUAAGUUUCAAGAUAACCAAUGUGUGAAGCACUGCUCUAAUCCUGAUCCUACCAAACAUUUGAAGUUUGAACAGCCUGCGUUGCAAACUCUCCAAAUGUUUGUUGGAGAACUUGCAGUGUAUUUGAUAUACCAUUUGGUGUACAAAUCCCUGUUCUCUAAUCGGAAUGGAUAUACGGCCGUUCUGGAAUCUGGGGAAGAAGUUCAAGAUAUUCAUCCUGGUAGAAACAUUGGAUUAUUUGCAAGUUUAAAAUUUGCACUUCCUUCAACAUGUGAUUUAUGUGCUACGACUUUAAUGAAUUUGGGGUUGAUUUAUACACCUGUUUCAGUUUAUCAAAUGACCAGAGGCUCAUUGGUUUUGUUUGUGGCCAUAAUGUCAGUUAUUUUCUUAAAAAGACACAUCACUAAACUUGAAUGGGUUUCAUUAGGUUUGGUAACUCUUGGUGUUGCUGUUGUGGGUUACAGUGGUUCUCAGCAUUCAGGAAAGAAGACAGAAUCUACUACUAUUGUUGUCGGUGAAGAUAGUGCGGCAUUAGUUGUUUUCGGGAUCUCUUUGAUUGUAAUUGCAGAAAUAUGCCAAGCAGUUCAAUUUGUUAGUGAAGAACAUAUUUUAAAAGAGUAUCCUUUAGUUCCCUUACAAUUGGUUUACUUUGAAGGGUUCUAUGGAGUUACCAUAUUAACUUUUGUGAUGAUUGUUUUGACUGUUAUUCUUGGAAUCACAUUACCAACUAAACAAUUUGAAAAGUCUCCCUUCAAUUUACCUGAAGCUUUAUCACAAAUGGGGUCUUCUCCAGCCGUUUUAUUUUCAUCAAUUCUUAUCAUGAUUUCAAUCGCUUCCUUCAAUUAUUGCGGUAUGACUCUUACGCAUCAAAUACUGGCUACAUCACGAUCCACGGUUGAUACUUGUAGAACACUAAUUGUUUGGGUUCUUGCAAUGUUUAUGGGAUGGGAAUCUUUCCAUUUCCUUCAGUUCAUUGGUUUUGCUAUACUUGUAUUUGGAACCCUUUGCUUCAAUGGGGUUUUGGAACCGGAAAAAUGGUCUUAUGUUCCUGGCGUACUUAAGGAAACACCUAACGAAAGACUCAUUGACACCAUAGAUGAACAAAUAGAUAGAAUGUAG